CUUCUUAGAUCCACGCUCCCCGCACGAGAGGCUCCGGUUAUUGGAAAACCCCAGGGGCAAGCAAGUGGAACACCACGGUUAAUGGAUGACUGGAUGGGUCUAGGGCCCCCUCCUCAUAUCUGGGCUCAGCUGUUCCUCGGUGACCCCCUUAGUACCCGCUACGACCUGGCGCAGAGAUGUCUAUUAUCUGCUGCGGGACCAAAAGUAGGCGCCAAUCCUCCUACCGGCCCCAUGAGACCCCGCCAUGGCUGCUCAGCUUCUUCUUUGCACUUCAGCACCUCCUGGUCCAGACCUCUCUCCUCUGCACCUGUCACAGCCUCUUUCUGCAGCAUCACCCGCUGACCCCCCAAGAUCAGAGCCGCCUAUUGGCCCGGAGCCUGUUCGUCUGUGGUAUCAGCACCAGCUUACAAAGCAGUCUGGGAACCAGGUUACCUCUGGUGCAGGCUCCAACCUUCCAGCUGCUGGUCCCGGCCUUAAUCCUCAGCAAAUACAACGACGUUAACGAAAGUAACGCAGGAGCCGAUGUUCCCGGGUCGGUGCUUUGCACAGAAACCUCAUGUGAACCGCAGCAAAGUGACCUCCAGGCGAUCAUGGAGGUGUCGGGAGCUCUGCUCGUCUCCGGGCUCCUUCAGGUUCUCUUCGGAGUCUCCGGAUUUUGGGGCUGGAUCUUGCAGUUUUGCGGCCCGAUGGUCAUUGCGCCGGUGCUCUCCAUUAUCGGACUUUCCUGUUACAAACCUGCGGCCAUGCUCUGCGCCUCCAACUGGGGGAUUUCCAUGAGCCUCAUUGCACUGACUGGACUAUUGUCACAAACCCUCCGCUGUGUGCACCUCCCUCUGUAUACCUGUGGCGGGGCGGAGAGGAGGUACGCCCCCAUAUUCCGUAUGCUCUCUAUUCUCCUCCCUGUUUCUUGCAUCUGGAUCGUCUGCAGUUUGUGGGUUCAGGAUCCGGUGGAGAUUACAAGUGACGUCCGUCUGGUACAGAACACAACAGGGGGCGCUGUAGAGAGUCCACAGAGAGUUAUAGGGAACCUCACCGGACCGGCCCCAUGGUUUCAAUUCCCAUAUCCAGGAUCCAUGGGAUGGCCUUACCUGAGCCUGGAGACGAUUGGCGUGGGGGUAGCGAUGGCGGUGAUAUCCAGCCUGUCCUCUAUGGGGUCUUACAUCCUAUGUGCCCGGAUGCUGAACUGUCCUCCUCUCUCUUCACAUUCAUGUAAUCGAGGGAUCGGUAUGGAGGGGAUCGGGAAUAUCUUAUCUGGAAUCAUAGGCAGCAUCUGCGGAGCGGGAUCUAAUGUACCCAGCGCUGGCAGCGCAGGAAUCACACAGGUGGGCUCUCGUCACUCGGCUCAUGUAUGUGCUCUACUCUUCGUUCUCCUGGGUUGCUCCCCGAGGUUAUCACAGCUCCUAAUGACUAUCCCCUCCGCUGUCCAUGGGGGGACUCUCUCUCUGACGUACUCCAUGGCAGUGGGCGGUGGAAUCUCCUUCUUUCAGUAUGCAGACAUAGACUCGGGAAGGAACAUCUUCAUCGUAGGGUUCACCAUGUUCAUGGCUCUACUGGUUCCACGCUGGCUCGAUGCCAAACCAACAAAGCUGGAGACAGGAUGGCCCGCGCUGGAUAUGCUCCUGCUAUCACUUCUCACCACUCCUAUUUUCCUGGUGGGAUUAUUCUCAUUUAUUUUGGAUAAUACAGUGGAAGGAAGCCUGGAGGAGCGCGGUUUACAGUCCAAUACCUCCCAGGAUGACUCCAAAGAAGAUCCACAUAAGAAUCUGGAGAGAGAGCUGGCACAGGCUUAUGGACUCCCUAAGGCACUGGCGUGUCUCCUACCGGCCACGUAUCCGUUCUCCCAGCUGUGCCCUCCACCAGCCAAGUCCAUAGUGAUCGCAGAAGGAGAAGAUGACAAACUGCUAGGCGGACCCCCUGUGAUGGAGAUGGAGCUGGGACGUGUGCGGAGUGCGGAGGGGCCUGUGUCCUCUGUAUAGUCCUUACUGUGAUAAUUUAUAGUGUUUUGUGUGUUUAUUUAAUAAAGGAUUCACCCUAUACA
Molecule: messenger RNA, 2038 nt
Organism: Hyla sarda
Lineage: Eukaryota; Metazoa; Chordata; Amphibia; Anura; Hylidae
Gene: SLC23A3
Product: solute carrier family 23 member 3
Exons: 12
Coding region: 177-1976 (599 amino acids)
Biological process (GO): transmembrane transport
Cellular component (GO): membrane
Molecular function (GO): transmembrane transporter activity
Source: RefSeq, a predicted model, not a curated record